This is a messenger RNA of Cladophialophora bantiana CBS 173.52, 1269 nucleotides long. RefSeq lists its product as uncharacterized. NCBI's taxonomy places the organism in Eukaryota, Fungi, Ascomycota, Eurotiomycetes, Chaetothyriales, Herpotrichiellaceae. The record is from RefSeq and is a predicted model, not a curated record. The coding region runs from base 1 to 1269 and encodes 422 amino acids. The transcript has 2 exons.
AUGAAUAUCGUUGAAGUUCAACCUAUGGAGGGAGGCGACUACGGCGGACAUUACCCUGAAGAGGGCCACGGACAUAACGACUUCCACCAUGCUGGAGACCCCUUUGGCCAUGGAGGAGACCCCGCGCAGAAUGGAUUCACCCAAGAAGGAUAUCCAGCCCAGAAUGGAUUCACCCAAGACGGAUAUCCAGCCCUAAAUGGAUUCACCCAAGAAGGAUAUCCAGCGCAGACCCAAUUCGACCAAGGAGAAGACCCAACACACAACGGCUUCGGCCAAGGAACAGAUUAUGGGCAUAACGAAUUUGGCCAAGGAGAAGAUCACGCGCACAACGGGUUCGGUCAAGGAGAAGACCAAGGGUACGGCGACUUCUACAAUGAAGGUGGAACGGGGCAAAAUGAUGAGGAUGGGGAGCAGGACCUGGACGCCAAAUUACAGGAGCUCGAGCACAAGCUCGACAAGCUCGAGAAAAGGUAUGAGACUACAUACUAUUCCGAUGAGCCGGAUGAGGUUCAACAACCAAAGCUCCACCAUCAUACAGCGGAUAUAACCAUGGUUUGCUUCAAAAUCCUGCAAAUUGACCCAGAAAAUGAACGCGCACUGAAUCUACAUCGCGAUCACUCGGCCUCCCUCUUCAACCGCUUCUAUGGCCACGAAGGCGUCGACUAUAGUGAGCACAAGCCUAAAAUGUCGGAGCACAUCUUUGGAGUUCCCCGUCCAGAAGGCAUGGAUAGCGACCCUGGUGAUGACGAGGACGAGGACGAGGACGAGAAUGGGCAUGAGAAUUAUGGUGACAACUUUGACAAUGCAGACAAUCCUGAAUAUUCCGGCGGAGAACAUGAUGACCAGUAUGACCAUGGGCAUGACGGGGCCGGGGAAGGUGACGAGUACCCAGGUGGCGAUGAUGACUACCAGAAUCAAGAUUACGACCCCGAGCAGUCUUGGGAUGAAGGCAACAACGGGCAGCACGACGGGCACUGGCACGACGGAGGUGACGAUGGCAGCGGUCCUCAACACGGUGGGGGCCAAUGGUAUGAUGGAGGUGAUGAUGGCAGCGGUCAUCACCAUGGCGGGCAAUGGCACGAUGAAGGUGGUGAUGGCGGUGGUCAACAACACGAUGGGCAAUGGCACGAUGGAGGCCAUGAUGGCAGCGGUCAUCACCAUGACGGGCAAUGGCACCAUGGUGGCGAGGAUGUUAGUGGUCAUCACCACGGGGGGGAUUGGCACGGUGGAGGUGGUGAUGGCGAUCAUGAAGGAGAGCAUCAUUGCUGA